UGGGCUCUCCCUAGCAUUAUCUAAACACACACAUAAGCGCGCAGCCACGAAGCAAACGCCUCCGAAAGCUGUUUUUUUUCUGCUAGAGAUCAGCGAGAGCGAACAGCUGCUGAGGACAGACGAGAGAAGGAGGAGGAGGAGGAAGAAAAGCAACCUCUUGAACUUCUUUCGGUCCAGUUCAGUCAGUCUUCAGGGAGAGAGCGUUCUCUUGGAGUUUCUUUAUAUUAGUAUUAUUUUAUUUUUUCCCCCACCCACCUAUGAGAGAGAAGAGGGAACUGGAGUUCAUGCAAGUGAAUGGGUUGCCAUGGUUACACACCCAGGGAGCCUGACCCGCUCAGAAUGAAUGGAGGGAGAGCCAAGUGAAACGAUAAACUAGGCAAAGGGAGUCACCGGAGAAAGAGAGAGUGACGGAGAGACGAGAGGAGAAGCGGCGGAUAGCAGAGGAAGUGGAGCAGCGUGUGAGAAUGGAGGACGGCUUUUCCAGCUACAGCAGCUUGUAUGACACCUCGUCGCUGCUGCAGUUCUGCAAUGAUGACAGCGCGUCAGCAUCCAGCAGCAUGGAGGUCACAGACCGGAUCGCCUCCCUGGAGCAGAGGGUCCAGAUGCAGGAGGACGAGAUCCAGCUGCUCAAAUCCGCUCUGGCCGACGUGGUCCGUCGGCUCAACGCGUCUGAGGAGCAGCAAGCCAUGAGCUCACGACGAGGGCCAACCAAAGAGCCUCCUUUGAUGAGAAAGUCACCCUCGGCAGACAGCCAUGUUGGGAAGUCAGCCCGGCCAAUGAUCGCCACCCUGCCGUUAAGACCUUCAGUGAACAACGGGACCAUCCUACCAAAGAAAGGCGGUGGCACUCUGCCAUCCCCGUCUGGAUCUGGAUCCAGGAAGGACACCGGCACAGCAUCCACCAGGAGCACGGUGAGGAGAGCCAAUUCCAACGAGCAUGUCGGGUCUCUCACGCGGAAGGACUCGGGCGACGCCAAGGGCAACCGAACUCGGGCCGGGUCGACGGGAAGCAAUUCCAGUGGCAAAAGAAGUGACAGCAAGCAGAGGGACCCGGUGUUCAAUGCAGGGAUGCGACGUGUGACACACUGCAAAGAGGAAGGUUAUGUGAAAAUGUAUUUGAAAGGCCGUCCCAUCACCAUGUUCAUGCCCAAAGACCAAGUGGACGGCUACUGUUUGGAAGCCAGAGCCGACCUUCCGGCUAACAAACUCAAACUGGACUGGGUAUACGGUUACCGCGGUCGAGACUGCCGUUCUAAUCUUUACUUGUUGCCCACCGGAGAAACUGUGUACUUCAUUGCUUCUGUGGUUGUCCUCUUCAACGUGGAUGAGCAGUUGCAGAGACACUACACUGGACACACGGACGACAUUAAAUGCUUGGCAGUCCACCCUGAUAAAAUCACCAUAGCAACCGGGCAGGUUGCCGGCACCUCUUUGGAGGGUAAAUUGGCUCCACAUAUUCGCGUGUGGGACUCUGUCAGCCUCAACACGCUUCAUGUUCUGGGAGCGGCUUACUUUGAGCGAGCGCUUGUCUGCUUGGCUUUCUCUAAGUCGAAUGGAGGAAACACGCUUUGCGUUGUUGACGACUCGAAUGAUCACGUGCUGUCUGUUUGGGACUGGCAGCGAGAAGACAGACUGGCUGAGGUCAAGACGUCCAACGACACAGUCUUUGCUGCAGACUUUCACCCGACUGACAGCAAUAUCCUGGUGACUUGUGGCAAGUCACACCUCCAUUUUUGGAACUUGGAAAAAGGCGUGCUGGUCAAGAAGCAAGGACUUUUCGAGAAACAUGAGAAGCCCAAAUUCCUCUUAUGCGUGACCUUUGCAGAAAAUGGAGAUACCAUCACUGGCGACUCAAGUGGAAACAUAUUGGUGUGGGGAAAAGGCACUAAUCGCAUCAGUCACGUCAUCCACGGAGCUCACGAAGGCAGCAUCUUUGCUCUGUGCAUGCUGAGGAAUGGCACGCUGUUGUCCGGAGGCAAAGACUCCCGCCUCAUCUCUUGGGAUAGCGGCUACCAGCAGAUCCAAACAGUGGAGGUGCCAGAUUUGUUUGGGCCCAUCCGAACUGUAGCAGAGGGCAGAGGUGAGACUGUUCUCAUCGGAACCACAAAGAACUUUGUUUUGCAAGGCAGCUUGGAUGGAGAGUUUGUGCCCAUUACUCAGGGUCACACAGAUGAGUUGUGGGGUCUGGCUGUGCACCCCUGUAGGCCCCACUUUCUCACGUGUGGUUAUGAUAGACAAGUGUGUAUGUGGGAUUCCAGUUCACAUCAACUUGUCUGGAGUAAAAACAUGGAAGACACUGCCCAAUCUGCAGACUUCCACCCGUCUGGAUCUGUUGUUGCUAUAGGAACCCAGAUUGGCAGGUGGCUGGUGCUGGACACUGACUCAAAGGAUUUGGUCACAGUGCACACAGACGGAAAUGAACAACUUUCUGUUAUGAGCUUUGGCCCAGACGGCAACUUUCUGGCCAUCGGCUCUCAUGACAGCUACAUCUAUAUCUAUGCCGUGGCAGAAAAUGGCAGGAAGUACAGCAGGGUGGGCAAGUGCUCAGGUCACUCUAGUUUCAUCACCCAUCUGGACUGGUCAGUGGAUUCCCAGUACUUGGUGUCUAACUCAGGAGACUAUGAGAUACUAUACUGGAUCCCAUCCGUGUGCAAGCAGGUGGUCAGCAUGGAGACCAUCAGAGAUAUUGAAUGGGCCACACACACCUGCACUCUCGGUUUUCAGGUUUUUGGCAUGUGGUCCGAUGGCUCGGACGGCACCGACAUCAAUGCUGGAAGCAGAUCCAAUGAUAAGAGCCUUCUUGCUACUGGUGACGACUUUGGGAAGGUCCACCUCUUCUCCUUCCCCUGUUCUCAGUUCAGGGCUCCCAGCCAUGUUUACGGUGGCCACAGCAGCCACGUGACCAACGUGACGUUCCUGUAUAACGACAGCUGCCUGGUGUCCACCGGAGGGAAGGACAUGAGUGUGAUGCAAUGGAGGAUAGUCUGAGCGAUAAGACUCGGAGCAUGGAUUUCCCUCUGACGGUGCUCACUCCAAACGGAAGCAAAACCCGACUGCACUACGAAGGAACCGAGUGAAAUGCCUAAUUACGUGGAUCUUGACUGAGGUGAAUCUACAUAGGGUUUUCUUUGCGGGUCUGCUUUCACUUCCUUGGUGAGAUGAGCUGGUGAAGUGUGAUGUGUUGCUUCGUGUUUUCUCCCUAUUUUUAUUUUCAUUCAAUCGCACUACAUGUAAGAUCCCUCCAAUUUACUGAAGUCCAGUGUUCCCAUCCUCAAUUGAGCCAUGGCACAUACAGUACGCAGCAGAUCUGAUCACCUCGUACAGCACACUGGUUCAAAAUCACUGCUGAGAUGAAAAAUCCAAAUUUUAAAAAAAGAACCAAAGGCUCCGAGUUAUGACACUAUUUGUGCAAUUGCGCACGCUCUUAAAAUAGCUUAUGGACUGACCUUACAUUAAUCAAGCCAAAUCAAAGAGGAGGAUUAGAUGGAAAACUACAUGAAACGUUUUUUUUAGUUAAUUUUCUGUUGUAUUAAACCACUCAGGAAACUCAACCCUUCCCGUGACAGCAACACAAACAUUGGACUCAACUAAAUACCUUUUUACUAUCUGGGGGAAUUCUUAAUAAGCAAACAAAUAUUACUAUGAGCUUUUUGGGUUAAAUGUCUUUGGACUUUUUAAAACAGCUCUUCUGGGAUUAGAUAUUUACUUUGAGUAUUGCAUGGCGGACUGGAUAAAACACUCUUGCAGGGCCUUAGGUUCCCCACCCCUGACCCUAAAGUCAUCUUGCUAAAUUGCACUUGAUUUAUUUAUAUGCAUUUACACAUCAGAUUUUUCAACUUAAAGGACAUUAGCACUACAAAAAAAACACUAACUAGUGAGUUAGUAUUUUUGCUUUCAAAUGUCCUAAAAAGACAUUUAAAUUGAACUGUUUAUUACCAACAGAACUACUUUUUUUUUUUUUUUUACAUAGAGCCUAAUUUGGGGAGUAAACGGUGAUUUUUUUUUUUCAUGAGGGUGGGGGGAGUGAAAAUGCCACCUGCAAGCUAAUCCACAACAUGCUUGUUUUUGUUGGAAGCAUGAGACCGUAUCACUGUAACUGCUUAAUGUGCUCCUCCACAGUGCACACUCAGUCAAGGCAACAUAUGAAUUCAACGUGAUUUUCUUUUAAAUUCCCACAAUUGAAGAAAUGACACAUUCAGUCUAAGUCAUUAAGCUUUCCAAGAACUACCAGUAGUUUUUUUUUUUUUCUCAACCCUUUGAUCUGUGAAUCAUCUAUUGUACAGGUACAUUUCACACUCAAAAUGUUGUUUGGAAAUUGGGUAAAAAAAAUUGGCUUGAUGAUGAGGCUAGCGCUGUGAACUGAAAUUUGUCUUCCUAUGAUGCACCCGGAUCCGCAAUUACCACUGAACGUUUAACAUUUGUCUGACAGAUAAAACCAAAUAAACCUCCUAGGAUUCUGUGCAAACUAAA
This is a messenger RNA of Syngnathus acus (greater pipefish), 4469 nucleotides long. It is a transcript of the gene eml1, whose product is annotated as EMAP like 1. The coding region runs from base 465 to 2987 and encodes 840 amino acids. Gene Ontology annotation, biological process: microtubule cytoskeleton organization. The record is from RefSeq and is a predicted model, not a curated record. Gene Ontology annotation, molecular function: microtubule binding. NCBI's taxonomy places the organism in Eukaryota, Metazoa, Chordata, Actinopteri, Syngnathiformes, Syngnathidae. The transcript is spliced from 24 exons. Gene Ontology annotation, cellular component: mitotic spindle.